UGCUAAUUGUACCAACUCGUAUCUUUAGAACUUUUUUCCUUCUUCUUCUCUUUGUUGCCCUUCUUCUUUCUCCUUUUCGUACUUUUAGAUUGGUAGUCUCCUCUGCUAUUGGAGAGAUGGCCAUUGAGCAGUACAAGGAUGUUGAGAAUUGUGAUAACCAAGGCCUUGAAGACCUUCAGGAGCCUUUGGUUAAGCUGGAGAAGAAGGUUGUGAGCUACGAAGACAGUGAGAACGAUGAGAGUGUUGAAAGUAGUUGUUCCAUUGCGAUGGUGUUGCUAAGCACAUCUGUUGCUGUUUGUGGCUCUUUUGAAUUCGGCUCUUGUGAACCAAAAAUUGUUUGAGGGGAAAGGAGAGAAAAAAAUGGGGGUUUUAGGCCUAAGUAAUUACUUUUGGCAGGUGGGUUAUUCUGCCCCAACUCAAUCUGCUAUCAGGGAAGAUCUCGGCCUCUCCCUGGCGGAGUACUCGAUGUUUGGCUCUAUAUUGACCAUUGGCGCCAUGCUUGGUGCUAUUACGAGUGGUCGAAUUGCAGACUUUAUUGGUCGAAAAGGGGCAAUGCGAAUGUCGGCAAUCUUCUGCAUUGCAGGAUGGCUAGCAGUCUACUUCUCUAAUGGGGCAUCAUGUCUCGACAUGGGAAGGUUCUUCACAGGAUAUGGAAUUGGAGUUUUCUCAUACGUUGUUCCUAUAUUCAUAGCCGAAAUUGCACCAAAACAUCUUCGUGGAGGGCUCACAACUCUAAAUCAGCUCAUGAUUGUCGUUGGAGCAUCGGUCGCAUUUCUAAUUGGAACCAUUGUAACUUGGAGAACUCUGGCUCUGACGGGACUUGUACCCUGCAUCGUGCUGUUUGUGGGUCUAUUCUUGAUCCCAGAGUCGCCUAGAUGGCUGGCAAAGGUUGGUCGCGAGAAAGAGUUCCACUCGGCACUUCAGAAACUCCGUGGCAAAGGUGCCGAUAUCUCUCGAGAAGUUGCUGAAAUCCAGGUUUAUAUAGCAACUCUUCAGAGUCUGCCCAAAGCCAGAAUGGUGGAUCUGUUUCAAAGAAAGUACAUACGAUCCAUUAUCAUCGGUGUUGGGCUGAUGGUAUCCCAACAAUUCAGCGGAAUCAACGGGAUAAGUUUCUACGUCAGUGAAACCUUUGCUUCAGCUGGUCUUUCCUCAGGGACGACAGGAACAAUUGCUUAUGCUUGUGUCCAGGUUCCGAUAACUUUAAUCGGAGCUAUACUGGUGGAUAAAUCUGGAAGGAGGCCACUCAUAAUGGUUUCUGCAACCGGAACAUUUUUAGGCUGCUUUCUUGCAGGAUCUUCAUUCUUUCUCAAGGCACAUAACAUGUUUCCAGAAUUUGUACCGCUCAUGGCAGUUAGUGGAGUUUUGAUUUUCAUCGCAUCAUUCUCAAUCGGGAUGGGGGCUGUUCCGUGGUUGAUAAUGUCUGAGAUUUUUCCAAUAGACAUCAAAGGAGCAGCUGGCAGCCUAGUGGUGCUAGUGAACUGGCUGGGUGCUUGGGCAAUCUCUUACACAUUCAACUUCCUCAUGAACUGGAGUAACUCAGGUACGUUCUUCAUUUACUCCGGCUUCUCGGUGUUGACCAUCCUGUUCGUGGCAAAACUGGUCCCGGAAACGAAGGGCAAGACCCUGGAAGAGAUCCAGGCCUGCAUCAACUCAGACAGCAGAGAGCUGCCCAUCUUGAAAUGAUCUUUGUGGGGGACAACUAGAAGAAAGUUUUAGAUAUUUAUGUUUGGGGGAGUAGAUGUGAGAAUGGCAUAAAGGGUUCAUCUGUUCUAACUUUGAGUAAGCAUGCACUGUUUGGUAUCAUAUAGGGAAUUGCCUAGCUGGUUCCAACGAUGUAAAACAAAUGCUAUGGUACAAAAAAUGCAGAAUUCUGCAGGUCACUUUUCAUGUUUCAGAAAUAUUUCAUAAUUUUGGUGACUGA
This is a messenger RNA of Eucalyptus grandis, 1921 nucleotides long. RefSeq names its product sugar transporter ERD6-like 16. The transcript is spliced from 18 exons. Gene Ontology annotation, cellular component: membrane. The coding region runs from base 361 to 1683 and encodes 440 amino acids. NCBI's taxonomy places the organism in Eukaryota, Viridiplantae, Streptophyta, Magnoliopsida, Myrtales, Myrtaceae. The record is from RefSeq and is a predicted model, not a curated record. Gene Ontology annotation, molecular function: sugar transmembrane transporter activity. Gene Ontology annotation, biological process: transmembrane transport; carbohydrate transport.